Molecule: messenger RNA, 645 nt
Organism: Salvia miltiorrhiza (redroot sage)
Lineage: Eukaryota; Viridiplantae; Streptophyta; Magnoliopsida; Lamiales; Lamiaceae
Exons: 2
Coding region: 1-645 (214 amino acids)
Molecular function (GO): zinc ion binding
Source: RefSeq, a predicted model, not a curated record
AUGUAUGUGGAGGAUAGCAGUAGUUUUUAUGAAGUUGAUGAUACGGCUGAUGGUGUCUCGAAGGUGUGUUACAGCUCGGUUGAUGACGAGUACACAUGCUCCUGUAAGUUGUUCACUAGGAAGGCUCUCCUGUGCAGACACAUCUUCUUUGUUAUGAGGAACAAAAAAUUGACUCGCAUCCCAGAUAAGUACAUUGAUGCAAGGUGGUCAAAGUUGUCAAGAGUUGCUGCACCUCUAACUGAACAUCUUUCCAUUGAAAAGAGGUUUUCUGGAAAUAACCACCUUUUCUUGGAAUUGUGCAAAUCCAUUGGUCAUGUUAGAGGCGACUCCAUUCUUAAGGUCCAACUGUUUGAUGAUUUGAAAGGUUUGGCAGAAAAGUAUUCAAAGUUGGGAGUACCCAUUGAUAAGAGCUGCAAGAAUGAUAUGUUUGUUGAAUACUAUGGUUCUGUAAGACCAACUGAAGUUGACGUGCUACCACCGAGCGUAGUACACACUAAAGGUAGCGGUUCUGGUGGGCGAAGGAAGUCUACGAGGGAGAAACUAGUUGAACAAGCUCUGAAGCCCAAAAGAAAAUGCAAGAAGUGCAAUAGGUUGGCUAAUCAUGACUCUAGGAACUGCCCAGGAGUUGAUGUCGCAGAGGAAUGA